GACGAAACCAUCUGGAUUCGAAGGUAGCGAAUGACAGUGGCGAUACCAAGGGUAUACGGCGGCUAAUGUUUGGCGCAGAAUACGUGGUUGAUGGGCCUCUUACCAAAGCCGAGGCCGACAUUGAAGAAGCUCUCUACGCUCUUUCUAAGCCGUUUGCUCAACGUAUGGAGACAUGCAUCCAGAGAUACAAGGCCAGACGCAAGUUUGAUGCAUUUCGUAUCAACAUCUUCAAUUCCUACCUGAGGCUGGGAGGUGUGCAAACCGGCCAGAAGCAGUAUUCCGGUGGCAUCGACCCGAAGAAGAUGGAUGAUUUGGAUGCCGAACAGAUCGGACUGCUCGCGGCUACGGAUUUCAUCACUUUCAACGACAACGGAGGCGACGAUGCCCAGGAGUACGAUGUGGACUUCGCAUUUGUUGUCCGUGGAUUCUUGUCCUACAAGGUCCCGUACGGCUUGGGGAUCAGAAAGGUCCCUGAGUUGGAAAUGGCUUGCCAGGUCGUAAGGAACUUCCUCAACUACGUUAUUUACCACAACGUUUGUCCGGAGUAUAUCGACAAUAUCAAAGAAGCAAUCGAACUCUGCAACCUUGCCGAAAAGGAGUUGGUUCUCUGCAUACACGUGUCAAACCUUCUGCCGGGCUCAUGGAACAUGGCCUGCUCCACCAUCUAUGGCGGAUCCUAUGCUGGUAUUUUCGACCCUGAAGCGACGUGGGACGACACAGACCGCUCCCUCAUGGCUGGACUGGACCCGAAGAUGGCCAAGGAAUUAAUUCUUGUCGGCCUCAACAGACGUGGAACACCGGAACAGAUCGCAAGGGGCCUCGAUCGCAAGCUAACCGAAUUUAAGCACUUCCUUUCACUUGAGGUUCUGGAGGUGGUCAUGCCCGGUCCUAGCCCGCCGCUUCCAGAGAACGCCGACAUGGCCUUGCCGGACAACAAGUACUUCCGCAACACGCAGGCUCUCGGCUACCUCAAGGUUACGCCCUGGGUCGCGGAAGAACCAUUCAAGGAGGAUCAGUUGAAUGUCGAGGACCGUCUGCGUGGACUUGAAAUCAUCAUCUGGCUCGAGAAGAUCUGCCUGCAGUACUGCUUCCCGGGCAUGCAUGUGGAAGCCAAGGUGCACCAGUUCGAUGAUGGUCUGAUCUUCAUCGACAGUGUUACUGGUGUCCUGUGUAGCUUCUUCAUGCGCCUGGAAUACCCCAAAGAGGAUAAGGACAAAGAUGGUGACUUUUCCGACUAGUCUUUCUCCAGGAAAAGGCUUGGAUGCGUAUUUUGGUUUCUGCAUGGCCUGGUUUCGUUUGAGUGCACGAGAAUGGAUCUGCAUACGUACCGGUAUCGUUUUUCCUUCGGUGUUUUGGCUGGUGUACUUUCCGUAUUUUCUAGGCAGAUAAAAUUACCUACUCUGUUUACUGGAUUGUGUACUUGAAGCUCGUUUAAUUGUUUGAUUGAUUUCAUACAGCAUGGAACCCUAAGGCUAUGGCCGGUAGAGUUAUCUACAAUAAUGCAU
This is a messenger RNA of Tricharina praecox, 1505 nucleotides long. Its product is annotated as Argonaute complex, subunit Arb1. Gene Ontology annotation, cellular component: ARC complex. The record is from RefSeq and is a predicted model, not a curated record. Gene Ontology annotation, biological process: regulatory ncRNA-mediated gene silencing. The transcript has 5 exons. The coding region runs from base 66 to 1238 and encodes 390 amino acids. NCBI's taxonomy places the organism in Eukaryota, Fungi, Ascomycota, Pezizomycetes, Pezizales, Pyronemataceae.